Messenger RNA from Bursaphelenchus okinawaensis, 1605 nucleotides. NCBI's taxonomy places the organism in Eukaryota, Metazoa, Nematoda, Chromadorea, Rhabditida, Aphelenchoididae. The record is from the annotation of a GenBank genome assembly.
AUGUACCCUGAUGUAAGUAGUUUUUAGAUAUAUUUAAACUUUUCUAAUAAGUUAGUAUCAAAAACUCCACUUUUAGUUUUGGCAGCGAAUGUUACAGUACACGGAUCAAAUGGAAGAUAUUUGUAGUUUUGUACAGGUCAGUCGGUACUUCUACAGACUAACGAACAUGGACUUCCAGAAGUUGUGCUACAGAAACAUGAUUUGUCGAUUCAAAGGCGAAACUUGGGCGACAGCUUUUUCGAAGUAAGUAUGUAAAAGUUAUCAACAUGGUUAAGAUAAAUGGAACAUUUUCUUAUUUAAAAGACCAUCUGAGUAUCAAUUAUCUAUUAAUUUACUGAUCACACCCGAUUUCAGUUCACCGUAUCGUACAAUAAAUGAGCGAAUAAGAUGCAAAAAGAAAAUUUCUAAAAAUUCGAUUUCGUGUCCUCAUACUGGUACUAUGGCGCUGGUUUUACAACGCAAACAAGUUUUAUUGACUCACAUAGACUUUGGAAAGAAAGUUUUUGAACUUUUAGACUUCAGCAAAUACAAAGGAUCGCUAACUAGUGUCCAGCUUAUUAACAGAUCUACGCAACUUCUAUUAGACAUGAAGACGUCGUAUAUUGUGUAUGACUUGAUAAACAAGAGCAUAGUAAAAGUCUACUCGGCGCUGCCUGAAGAACGUUACUAUUGUUUUACAUUGUACUACAGCGAUGGCACACUCGUAGAUUUGUUGAAUCAGAAAGAGUACAAAGUUAAUGCCAUAAAUAUGCCACAAGGUGUGAAGAUAGGUAACGCAGAUCUGUUUGACUACAGAAAGUACUUGGGCUUUUUGAACCCACAACACGAGUACGUGUUAAUACACAACGAAACUGGCAACAUGGAGAUUAUAUUUUCACAUUACCUACCCUGGGAAUACGAAGAUAUUUGGCUCUUAGAUGCUAUGGAUCAUGUUCAAAUAAUAAGUAAGUUACUAGUUUUAUUGUAAUCAGAUUUCUAAAAACUCUGACUGUUUUUAUUUUUAGACAUUUGUGAUUCUCGAGUUUAUGGUAUCAACACAAGGAAAUGUAUUUUCAUAGAAACAAACGGGUUGCCUUCAAACAUUGGCUUUUACGGGCUACAAUUUCACAAUUUCCAUGGUCAAGUAACUAAGGUAAGCAAAAAUAGCAAUUUUGAACUGUUCCAAAAUGGUUUCGUUGUCUGAAAAUUAUAUUUAAAGAAUUUUUAGUUUGCUGGUUAUAAUAAGAAAACAAGAGAAUACGCCAUUAUCAGCCCAGAAAUUAAUUAUUCAUUAUCAAUCGCUGCAUAUUGUCCCUCUAACAUAUAUCCUCUUCCGAUGAUGACAAUCUAUCGUAUGUAUUAUACUAAAUCAGUUCUGACGGCGCAUUUGGACUGGUCUACAGGUAAAGAGCUUUGUGUAUAUCACAAAAAGGUUGAUUUCAAUAAUCAUUUCAGUUAAAUCGCAAAGUAAUACCAAAUAAAAUUUAAAAUGUCAGUAAAGGCAACAUAUUUUUCAUUUCAGGCAAAAUGAUUAAAAAAUAUUUUAACACUGAUAACGACCUCGACAAAACUAAGAUGGCCCGCUUUUACCUCAGUUUCUGUGACAUCAAGAUACCCGAAAGAUGA